Camelus dromedarius (Arabian camel) is the source of this 15101-nucleotide messenger RNA. RefSeq names its product unc-79 homolog, NALCN channel complex subunit (gene UNC79). Gene Ontology annotation, molecular function: protein binding. The record is from RefSeq and is a predicted model, not a curated record. NCBI's taxonomy places the organism in Eukaryota, Metazoa, Chordata, Mammalia, Artiodactyla, Camelidae. The transcript is spliced from 52 exons. Bases 6287 to 14488 code for a protein of 2733 amino acids.
UUAAUAAAAAAUAUAAGCUGAUGUUUAAACAUUCAAUUCAUUUCAACCACUGUGUUAAGAUGACCAUCUGUUAUGUACCUAACACUGUGAGAAGUUCUAAGGGAGUUAGAAAUAAUAUAUAAGAGAGAUCUGUCCUCAAAGAUCUUAAAAUGUUGUAAAGGAUACUAGAUUUUCAGACAUAAAAAAACAAAUUUAGAACCAUCCACACCAGUUUAUUUUCAGUGAUAAAUUUAUGUAAUGAAGUGACAAAAUUUUUGAGGCAGAUAGUAAGUGCUUUGAUGAGUCAGAAAAGGGAGAUAGUGAUCAGUGUCUAGAGUCAGAAGGCUCUAUGAAUGGUGUGACUCUUAAGAUGGGUCUUCAAGGAUCAAAGGGAUUUCAUUUUUCAAGAAGAAAAGUGUGGGACUAGUGAAGUAAGGGUGUUUCAUUUUGUAUUUUCUAAAAAAGUAAACAGAUUUAGUUGAAUAUUUCAUCUCUUCACCACAAUGUUACUUAAUGAAAUAUGGGAAACAACCUAAAUGUCAAACAAUAGAAUAGGGGAAGUGUCAAUAUUUCACGCUAUAUCAUACAAUUAAAUAUUAUUAAACUAGUAAAAAUAAUUAAGGAACAAUACAAGCCUGGCUUGUAACCGGUUAAACUAUCCAUUCUACCGCUUACUAGCUUUGUGCUUUUGGGCAAGUCACUCUUUUUGAGGUUUGGUUUAUUCAACUUAAAUGGAAGUGAUAAUAACCAUUUUGAAGUUAUUGUGAGGAUUAAACAUAAUGUACAUAGAGAUAAAUAGUAAGACGUUCAAGAAACAUUUUUAUUCAUUAUUUGUCAUACGUAUACUACUGGUAUGUAAAAAGAUACUGUCUUUCAGAAGGGAAACGUCUCAAUUCUUACCAAAAGUUUUUAAGUGAGUAUUUCCUGUUUGACUCAGCAAUUCCACAAUUAAAAUUUUAUUCUAAGGAAUAAUGACGUAUGCAUAUAUUUAAAAAGAUUUUCUUUGCAGCAUUGAAUAUAAUAGUGAAAAUUCAUAACCCCAGAUUUCACAGGUAGAUGAUUGGUGAAAUAAAUUAUGAUUUUACUUACAUAAAAGAAGUUAUAAAGCUACUAAAAUGAUGAUAUAGAAGUUUAUUUCUGAUAUGGAAAGUGAGGAAAGCAGGUUCUAAGACCAUUUACAGUGUAAUUCCAUUUUUGUAAAUGUAUAUUUAUGCAGAGAAAAUUUUCUGCAAGGAUAAUACACCAAAAUGUUACCUGUUGUCUCUGAAUAGUGAGCCUUUAGGUACUUUUUAUUUUCUCUGUUGCACUUACCCCAAUUUUUCACUUUCAUGGUAAUAAACAUAGAUAAUUAAAAAUUUUAAAUUAGGAAUGGGUCGCUGUUUAAGUAUUUAGUGACAUGGGAAAAUGCUUAAGAUGGAAAGAAAAACAAUUUAUUACUUUAUUUUUGUUAAAGUAUUCUUAUGUAUUUAUAUCUAUGCCUAAAAUGAAUGACUGAAUUUUGCUUUUGUGUCUCUUUCUCUCAAAAUGUAGCAAAGUUUCCAAGAAAUGGUGGGGAUAGGGUAAAUAGUGAAGAAGCUGAAAGCAGAGAUUAGGCUGGUGUUUGCCUGGAUAAAAAUCAUCACUUUCUUAGACUCUCCCUUUCAUAUUUUCAUUUUCAUCAUAGCUUUAACUAUUGACUGACUUCCUUGGCUGUUUUCAUAAAGAAAUGAAGUUUAACCCGUUUAACACUGCAAAAAGUCACUUUCCUCCUACUCUUCCUUCCAUUCUUAUUAGGGCCUGGCAAAUUCAGCACUCACUGGUCACUGGUCACUGUGUAUAUGCAAUGGUGAACAAGGGACAUAGUUCUUGAAGCCUUCUGUCCUCUUGGGAGAGACAGUCAAUAAUCACCCAAAUAAAUAUAUAAUUAAGAAUUGUGAUAACUACUCUGAAAAAAAAAGAAUGGAGUGUUGUGAGAGAGGAAAAUGGCAGUGGAGGAGAGGGAAUCAAUUUAGACACAAAACUUCCAUGUGGAAUGACAUUUAAAGUCAGCCUUGAAGCAUGAAAAGGGUUAGCCACACAAAAUGUGGAAGGAAAAGCAUACCAGGAAGAGAGGCAAGCACAUAUAAAGGGUUUUAGGCAAAAAAAUAGCUUCGUGUGUUCAAAAAACUGGGGCAAGAGCCAAUGUCUGACCUUCAGUGGUAAGACAUGAGUUUGGAAGGUAGGCAGGGACCUGGUGUGCUAUAUAUGUUAAGGAUUUUGGAUUUUAUUCUGAGAGCAGUGGGCAGCCACUGAGAGAUUUGCAUGAAACAGUUUAUAUUUUUAAAAAAAUCUCUGGUUGCUCUUGGGAGAAAGAACUAGAGAGAGGCAAGAAAGACACAGGAAGUUGAGUAAGGAGGCUUUUAGAAUUGAUUGGGAGAUGCUGGUGCCCAGUAAUGAUGGUGAAGAUAAAGAACAGAAGACAGAAGGAGGCAUAUUUUGGUGGUAACAUUGAGAGGACUUAGUGACAGAUUGGUUUAGGGAGUUGGGGAGAGGGAAUAGGAGCUGUCAAGGAUACUUUGCUGGGGUGAGUUGGCAGAUUACAUGGGUGGUGGUGAGGGAAGAGAUGAGGGUUCAGUGUUGGGCUGUGUGUUUACUGUGUGAUAUCUGUAAGAGAAUUUGAAUAGAUGAGAUCUGCUACUCAGAAGAGCAACCCAUAUGGGAUGGAGGUAUACAUUUAAGAGUAGUUGUUACAGAUAGUGCUUCAAGCCCCGUAGAUGGAUGAAAUUGUAGAGAGAAUAUUGAGAGAGGAACAGAGAAUCAAAGGCUGAGUCCUGAGCAUUUCCAACAUUUAAACACCAAGUAAUAGGGGAGAUAACAAAGUGUGUUGAGAGGGAUACAUUAGAGAGGCAGGAGAAAGACUACGAGAAUGUGGUGUCAGGGAAGCAACGAGAGAGUUUCAAGGAAGGAGGGAUUGGCCUUAUGGAAUGUGGUGAAAGGUCUAGUAAAAGGACUCGAAAGUGCCCAUUGGAUUUGGCAAUAUGGAGGCUCUAGACGAUGGUGGAAAAAGCAGAUUCAGUGCAGUGGUAGAGUUGGAAGCCAGGCUGGAGUGGAAGUAAGAGUAGGAAGUGAUAGAGAGAUGAGAGAGUGUACACAGCUCUUUAAAAUCUUGGCUCUGAAGGUCAAUAGCUGGAAGGAAGUGUCAAGUCAAGGGAGAAUUUUUUGUUUUCCCUUGACAAGGGAGAUUCUAGAGUUUAUAUGGAUGCUUAUGGAAAUGAUUUAGUAGGGAAGGAGAAAUUAAUGAUGUAGGAGAGACAACUGAUGGAUGGAGGGCACUCACAAUGGGACUGAUGUUUGAUGUUUACUGUAUGUUGAUUACUAGGUACUAUGCUAAGUUAUUGGCACAGUAAAUGAUUUAUUACUCACAGUAGCCCCAUGAAGUUGGUAUGAUUAUCCCCAUUUUACAGAUGAGGAAACUGGGAUUGAGAAGAGAUAGAACCAGGUUCUUUUUUUUUUUAAUUUUAUUUUUUAUUGAACUGUUGUUGAUUUACAGUGUUUCAGGUGUACAGCAAAGCAAUUCAGCUAUACAUAUACAUGCAUAUAUAUCUUUUCUUCUCAGAUUCUUUUCCAUUGUAUGCUAUUGUAAGAAAUUGAAUAUAGCUCCAUGUUAGAGCCAAAUUCUUAAUCCAGAACUGUUUUAUUUCGGAGUUCAGACUCUUAGCUUUUACUUAGUAUAUACUCUUAAAGGAUUUAAGAUUUACUCUAACAUUGUGUUUUGGUCACUUUGCCAGUGCUGCCAUGACACACUAUCACAGACAGGAUGGCAUACACAACAGAAAUUAAUUUUCUUGCUGUCCUGGAGGCCGGAAGUCCAAGAUCAAGGUGUCGGCAGGUUUAGUUUCUCCUGAGGACCGUCUCCUUGUCUUGCAGACGGCUGCCUUUUCGCCAUGUCCUCAUAUGGCCUUUUCUCUGUGCACUCGCAUCCCUGGUGUCUCUACUGAGCUCUAAUCUCCUCUACUUAAAAGGACAUCAGUCAGACUGGAUGAGAGCCCACUCUAAGGGCCUCAUUUUAACCUAAUCACCUCUUUAAAGGCCUUGUCUUCAAAUAAAGCCACAUUUUGAGAUUAGGACUUCAACAUAUGAAUUUUUUGGGAAGAAUUCAGUCUAUAACAGAUGGCUUCUAUUUUCUUAAAGUACAAGGAAAAGAAUGGCCAUGGGGGUCAUUUUGAAAACAGUGGAGUGGGAUGAAACAGCAAUUGAAGAGGGUGGAAAGAGUAGCCUUACAGUCAGCUGAGUUUGGAGAUGAUUUGUUUUCCUCCUACCAAUUCAAUUAUCUGAGUUUCUGCAGCACUAUUCAUGUAUAUGGGUAGAUUAAAGUACGUGAAAUCUGUACUGCUGCAAAGCUGCUGGGUGCUCAGCCAAAUGACCAUCUCUUAUGUGCAAAGUUGAAGUGUAAAUGAGUUUCAUUCACAACCUUGGCACAAUUACAAAUUACUGUAUGUUAGGGACCUUUCUGGCUGUUCUCAAAUACUUGAAAACAUGAAAGUUAAAUGAAUCUAUGGUUUAUUAGAAUUUCGUUGCAUUCACCAAUGCGCAAAUCAGAUUGAACAUUUUUCCAACUGGUUCUAUAAAUUGUCUUUCAUGGUUACUCAUCACUAUUUUUGUUCUUUCUCUCCCCAUUUCUUUCUUUUUUUUUCCCACAUCUUCACUCAUCAGUUAUUUAUUGAGCACCUACUAGAUGUCUGGCACUAGGGAUAAAAAGAGUCCACGAUGUAGUGUAGGAGACAGAUAUAUAUGCAAAAAAAACUUCUCCCAAGUUAUAGUGCUAUUAUUAAAGUAAUAAUUCAUUUGUUCACUUAUCCUGCAAAUAUACUAAGUGCCUGAGUGCCAGGCAAUGUGUUAGGCUUGGGAUAUAGAUGUAAGUAAGAUACAGUUUCUUCCUUCAAGAAAUUAAAAACCUGGCAUAAAAAAAUAAACAGGUAAGUAAACAAAGACAAUACAAGUAACGUUUGUAAAAUGUUAAAAUAUCGCAAAAAAGGCAGUGACUCUGGUCUCCGCUUUCCCUUGCAUGUUUGGAUACCCAUUGAAAGGAGUCAUUGCUGCAUUUUAGUGAGAAGAGUUAUAAAAGGCACAUUCAUUCAUUUCAUAAACAUUUCUGAAUGCUUGCCAUCAUUGUGUAGUGAGUUUUGUAGUUCUUGAAUCAUGAGGGAGCUUCAAGUCAGGGGAUCAAUGACUUUUGUCACUAUUUGAGCUUAUUGUCCAAAACCUGCACUGUCAACACCUUUUCAAGGUAGUGGAAUGAUUAAUGGUAUUCCUGAAAUACAGAAACCUGCUGAAUGUUAAAGCUUGGGAAGUGUCACAGUAACAAGACGUUACUGUGAUGCUGGGUUCCCAGAAAGCACAUGCUGGCCUAGCACAUAUCUCAGAUUCUUGGAACUCAGAGCUGUGUAUUAAUGUAGGGAUUCCCUGUAACGUAAUUUUAAAAAAUAUGAUGAACAGUGGAUCAACAACACUGAGAAGGAAAUGGAUUUUGUAUGAAGAUGACAAAAUGUAGAUUAUGUAAUUAAAACAUUUUCAACUAUCCUCUAUCUUUACCUUAUCUCUGGAAAAAAGUUAUUUAUAACCAAAUACUUACAGGGUUAAUUGAGACAAUGGAUUUAAACUUGUUGCUUUUUUUCAAAGGUGAUAUGCUGUGUAAACUCAAGGUGUUAUUAUCUGUAGCCUUAUUUUUGUAGGAAAAUGCUAACCAUAUUAUGGAAAUAGUGUAGGUAGUAGGAGGGAGAAAAGGCAAAUCUGAUAAAUGGUAUAUGUGGGCUUUAGAAUCAAUGAUUAACCUAAUAGCUGAAGAUUGCUUUGAUGUUAUGCAAUGAACACCCACUAUCUGCAUAUUGACUUCAUUUCAGAUCGUGUAAUAGAGUGUCUCAUAGUGGAAAGAGCACUGAACGGGAGUCAGGGUUUCUAAGUUCUACUCUAGCUCUGCCAGUGACUACAUAUGUGCCUCAUUUUCUCCGUCUUUAAAAUGAGUCAGUUAUGCAAAAAGGUUUCUAAGGUCCUUCUAGUUCUGGUAUUUCAUCAUUCUGUGAUUCUACAUGCCAUGCCUAUCAAAAGCAUUUUGACUUUCUUCAAGUUGCUUAAGCCAGCAUUUCAGUUAGAGUGCAUCCAGGAGCUUAUUUCCAUGGGCUGUUGGGAACAGCAAGGCCUUGCUUCUCCAGGACUUGAUAUGUCUUCUGUUAACUGCUGACAGUGAGCCACACCACCUAAAAGGCUCCUUUGGUAGCCUUAAAGAUUGAAAGGACAAAUGGACAGUGUUGAGAACUCUGUGGAAGAGGAGACCUGAGAGACGUUGAUCAUCAUGGCCCCUUGGGAUUUGCAAAGAGGAAUGACUAGCACUGGGCCAUUCCCUGCAGCCAGGUCAAAGGUCAGGUCAGGAAUGUGGACAAUGCUGGUGACUCCAGUUGCUUCCAAGAUCCGGUACUUACAGGAAUAUCAUAACCGGGUUCUCCACAACAUUUAUCCUGUACCUUCAGGAACAGAUAUUGCAAACACCCUGAAAUACUUUUCUCAGACCUUGUUAAGCAUUUUGUCCCGCACAGGGAAGAAGGAAAACCAAGAUGCCUCCAAUUUGACAGUGCCCAUGACCAUGUGUCUUUUUCCUGUGCCAUUCCCACUCACCCCAUCUCUAAGACCGCAGGUCAGUUCCAUCAACCCUACUGUUACUCGCUCCCUCCUUUACAGCGUCCUGCGAGAUGCUCCCUCUGAACGUGGCCUGCAAAGUCGUGAUGCUCACUUGUCAGACUACCCUUCUUUGGACUAUCAAGGCCUCUACGUGACUUUGGUGACUCUCCUGGAUCUAGUUCCUUUACUACAGCAUGGCCAACACGAUCUUGGACAGUCAAUAUUUUAUACAACCACGUGUUUGCUCCCUUUUCUCAACGAUGAUAUUCUGAGUACUUUGCCCUACACGAUGAUAUCAACCUUAGCUACCUUUCCUCCGUUUCUGCACAAGGAUAUUAUUGAAUAUCUUAGCACAUCUUUUCUACCAAUGGCUAUACUGGGUUCCUCAAGGAGAGAAGGCGUUCCUGCCCAUGUUAAUCUCUCUGCAUCAUCCAUGCUAAUGAUUGCAAUGCAGUACACAUCCAAUCCAGUGUAUCAUUGUCAAUUAUUGGAAUGCCUCAUGAAAUAUAAACAAGAAGUUUGGAAAGAUCUUUUGUAUGUGAUAGCCUAUGGGCCUUCACAAGUAAAGCCUCCAGCUGUGCAAAUGCUGUUCCAUUACUGGCCCAAUUUAAAACCUCCUGGGGCAAUAAGCGAGUACAGGGGCUUGCAGUACACAGCUUGGAAUCCCAUCCACUGCCAGCACAUUGAAUGCCACAACGCAAUUAACAAACCAGCUGUGAAGAUGUGUAUAGACCCCUCCCUGUCAGUAGCUUUGGGUGAUAAACCACCCCCAUUGUAUCUCUGUGAAGAAUGCAGCCAGAGGAUCGCAGGGGACCACAGUGAAUGGUUGAUUGAUGUUCUUCUGCCUCAAGCUGAAAUAUCUGCUAUAUGUCAGAAGAAGAAUUGCAGUUCCCACGUUAGAAGGGCUGUUGUCACCUGCUUUUCAGCGGGGUGCUGUGGUCGUCACGGAAACAGGCCUGUUCGGUACUGCAAAAGAUGCCACUCGAAUCAUCACAGUAACGAAGUGGGGGCCUCCGCGGAGACCCACCUCUAUCAGACCUCCCCUCCACCCAUCAACACUCGGGAGUGUGGCGCCGAGGAGCUUGUCUGUGCCGUGGAGGCCGUGAUUAGCUUAUUGAAAGAAGCGGAGUUCCAUGCUGAGCAGCGGGAAUACGAGCUGAAUCGCCGGCGACAGCUGGGCCUCUCCUCUUCCCACCAUUCCCUGGAUAAUGCUGACUUUGAUAACAAGGAUGAUGAUAAACAUGACCAGCGGCUACUCAGUCAAUUUGGAAUAUGGUUCUUAGUGAGCCUCUGCACACCCAGUGAGAACACGCCUACAGAAAGCUUGGCCAGGCUGGUGGCCAUGGUGUUUCAGUGGUUUCACUCCACAGCAUAUAUGAUGGAUGAUGAAGUCGGAAGUUUGGUAGAAAAACUGAAGCCUCAGUUUGUCACCAAGUGGUUGAAGACAGUAUGUGAUGUUCGCUUUGAUGUCAUGGUCAUGUGCCUUCUUCCCAAACCAAUGGAAUUUGCCAGGGUUGGCGGGUACUGGGAUAAGUCCUGUAGCACAGUGACUCAGUUGAAGGAAGGUCUCAACCGAAUCCUCUGCCUGAUCCCCUACAACGUGAUCAGUCAGUCCGUGUGGGAGUGUAUCAUGCCAGAGUGGCUGGAAGCCAUCAGAACAGAGGUCCCAGAUAAUCAGUUAAAAGAAUUCAGGGAAGUAUUAAGCAAAAUGUUUGACAUUGAACUUUGUCCUCUACCUUUUUCAAUGGAAGAAAUGUUUGGCUUUAUUAGUUGUCGGUUCACAGGAUACCCUUCCUCUGUGCAGGAACAAGCUUUACUGUGGCUUCAUGUAUUAUCGGAGUUAGACAUCAUGGUUCCACUUCAACUAUUAAUAAGUAUGUUUUCUGAUGGAGUUAAUUCUGUCAAAGAACUGGCAAAUCAAAGAAAAUCAAGAGUCAGUGAACUGGCAGGGAACCUUGCAGCUCGAAGGGUGAGUGUUGCCUCUGAUCCUGGCCGACGAGUUCAGCACAAUAUGCUGAGUCCAUUUCAUAGUCCUUUUCAGAGUCCAUUUCGGAGUCCUAUGCGUAGUCCAUUUCGUAGUCCUUUCAAGAAUUUUGGACACCAAGGAGGAAGGACUAUUGACUUUGAUUGUGAAGAUGAUGAAAUGAAUCUAAAUUGUUUCAUCCUCAUGUUUGAUCUUCUCCUGAAGCAGAUGGAGUUACAAGAUGAUGGAAUCACAAUGGGUUUAGAGCACAGCUUAUCAAAGGACAUUAUUUCCAUUAUAAACAAUGUCUUCCAAGCCCCCUGGGGGGGCUCUCACACCUGCCAGAAGGAUGAAAAAGCAAUUGAGUGUAACUUAUGUCAGUCUAGUAUUCUCUGCUAUCAGCUUGCUUGUGAACUCCUGGAGAGACUGGCUCCCAAAGAAGAAAGCCGGCUGGUGGAGCCCACAGACAGCCUUGAGGAUAGCCUCCUUUCUUCCAGACCAGAAUUUAUUAUAGGCCCUGAAGGUGAAGAGGAGGAGAAUCCAGCAACCAAGCAUGAGGAGAACCCAGGCAAUCACACUGAGCCCAUGGAACAUGCUGCAAUAAAGAAUGAUACUGAAAGAAAAUUUUGCUACCAACAGCUUCCAGUUACUUUGAGACUAAUAUACACCAUUUUCCAGGAAAUGGCUAAGUUUGAAGAGCCAGACAUUCUUUUUAAUAUGCUCAAUUGUCUGAAGAUCCUCUGUCUACAUGGAGAGUGUUUAUACAUUGCUAGGAAGGAUCAUCCACAAUUUUUAGCCUACAUUCAGGAUCAUAUGUUGAUUGCAAGCCUGUGGAGAGUCGUUAAAUCUGAAUUCUCUCAGCUAUCUUCAUUGGCAGUUCCUCUCCUCCUUCAUGCUCUGUCACUUCCUCAUGGUGCUGACAUCUUUUGGACAAUCAUAAAUGGCAAUUUCAACAGCAAAGACUGGAAGAUGAGGUUUGAAGCAGUGGAAAAAGUGGCUGUCAUUUGUAGGUUUCUGGAUAUCCACUCAGUGACCAAAAACCACCUGCUGAAGUACUCCCUGGCACAUGCCUUCUGCUGCUUUCUGACGGCUGUGGAGGACGUCAACCCAGCAGUGGCUACGAGGGCCGGCCUCCUGCUUGACACCAUAAAGAGGCCAGCGUUGCAGGGUCUGUGUCUUUGUCUUGACUUCCAGUUUGAUACUGUGGUUAAAGAUCGACCCACGAUACUGAGCAAGCUUUUACUCUUGCAUUUUCUUAAGCAAGACAUUCCUGCUUUGAGCUGGGAGUUUUUUGUCAACAGAUUUGAAACACUUUCUUUGGAAGCGCAGCUACAUUUGGAUUGUAACAAAGAAUUUCCUUUUCCUACAACUAUCACUGCUGUGAGAACCAAUGUCGCUAACCUCAGUGAUGCAGCACUGUGGAAGAUCAAGAGGGCUCGUUUUGCAAGGAACCGCCAGAAGAGUGUGCGUUCCCUAAGAGACAGCGUGAAGGGGCCCGCAGAAUCCAAGAGGGCGCUCUCCCUCCCUGAGACCCUAACCUCCAAAAUCCCUGUGAGGUUGACCAGGCAUGAGCAGUCUGCUCCAGCUCUCGGUGGGACACCCGAACAGACACCAGGACAACAAUCCCCUGAGAAUGACAACACCAUCAAGGACCUCCUCCCAGAAGAUGCUGGGAUCGACCACCAGACGGUGCACCAGCUGAUUACAGUGCUCAUGAAGUUCAUGGCCAAGGAUGAGAGCAGCGCCGAGUCAGACAUCAGCAGCGCCAAGGCCUUCAACACGGUCAAGCGGCACCUGUACGUCUUACUCGGCUACGACCAGCAGGAAGGUUGCUUCAUGAUCGCGCCUCAAAAAAUGCGCCUGUCAACUUGCUUUAAUGCGUUUAUUGCAGGAAUUGCCCAAGUUAUGGACUAUAACAUUAAUUUGGGAAAACACCUUCUCCCCUUGGUGGUUCAGGUGCUCAAAUACUGCUCUUGCCCUCAACUACGGCAUUAUUUCCAACAGCCACCUCGUUGUUCUCUCUGGUCCCUAAAACCUCACAUCCGGCAGAUGUGGUUGAAGGCCUUGCUUGUCAUCCUUUACAAGUAUCCCUACCGAGACUGUGAUAUCAGCAAGGUCCUGCUGCAUCUGAUUCACAUAACAGUCAAUACACUCAAUGCACAGUAUCAUAGCUGCAAGCCCCAUGCCACGGCAGGACCUUUGUACAGUGACAACAGUAACAUAAGCAGAUACAGCGAAAAAGAAAAAGAAGAAGAUAGUGUUUUUGAUGAAUCUGAUAUUCAUGAUACACCUACUGGACCCUGCAAUAAAGAGUCUCAAACUUUUUUUGCAAGAUUGAAAAGGAUAGGCGGCAGCAAAAUGGUGAAAUAUCAGCCGGUUGAGAUGAAUGUUCAGAGAAGUGAAAUAGAACUGGCUGAAUAUAGAGAAACGGGUGCAUUACAAGACAGCAUUCUACACUGUGUGAGAGAAGAAAGCAUUCAGAAAAAAAAGCUGCGCUCUUUAAAACAAAAAUCUCUUGAUAUAGGGAAUGCAGACUCCCUCUUGUUUACGCUAGACGAGCAUCGCAGGAAGUCCUGCAUAGACCGGUGUGACCUAGAUAAGCCUGCUGUCCAGGCUGCUCACAUCAUGCAAAGACAGCAUGAUCAUGGACGUUCUAGACAGAACUCUGCUACGAGGCCUGACAAUGCUGAAAUCCCUGAGAACCCAGCGAUGGAAAGCUUUCAAGAAACUCGAAGGCCUGUCAUACCAGAAGUCAGGUUAAACUGCAUGGAGACAUUUGAGGUGAAAGUUGAUUCUCCAAUAAAGCCUGCUCCCAAAGAGGAUUUAGAUCUGAUAGAUUUGUCCUCAGAUUCAACAUCUGGGCCUGAGAAACACUCCAUGCUCUCAACAUCGGACAGCGACUCUCUUGUGUUCGAACCUCUUCCUCCUCUCCGAAUAGUAGAGAGUGAUGAAGAGGAGACCAUGGACCAAGGAAACGAUGAUGCCUCUGGUAAAAACGCUGCCUCCUCUCCCUCCAUCCCCAGCCACCCCUCUGUCCUCAGCCUAAGUACCACUCCCCUUGUGCAAGUAAGUGUGGAGGAUUGUUCCAAAGACUUUUCUUCUAAGGACUCAGGAAAUAACCAGUCAGCAGGUGACAAGGACUCCUCUCUCAUAGCCCUGGAAGACCCCACAGACUCUGAAGAACUGUCCAAGCCGGAGUUGCUGCAAGAGCUUUCCUAUGGCAGCCCGCUCACGCUUAAACAGAAACGAGACCUCCUUCAGAAGUCGUUUGCUCUCCCCGACAUGUCACUGGAUGAUAACCCCGAGCCCAGCAUCGAGGAAGAGAAGUCAGAUGGGCUAAUACCAAGUUCAGGGGCAAAAACUGUCCUCCUCAAAGUCCCUGAAGAUUCUGAGAAUCCAAUGGAAAGUGAGAAGCCUGACACCAGUGCUGACUCAGACGUGGAACAGAACCCCGAGAAGAAGGCAGAAGAGGAGGGAGCUGAGGGAUCCGAAUUUAAGAUUCAGAUUGUUCCCAGGCAGCGGAAGCAGAGGAAGAUCGCUGUCAGUGCCAUCCAGAGAGAGUACCUCGACAUUUCCUUCAACAUUCUAGACAAACUGGGAGAUCAGAAAGACCCAGAUCCCGCUACUAAAGGACUUUCGACAUUGGAAAUGCCACGGGAAUCCUCAUCUGCCCCUACGUUAGAAGCAGGUGUGCCAGAAACAAGUAGCCAUUCCUCAAUAUCAACUCAGUAUAGGCAGAUGAAAAGGGGAUCCCUGGGAGCUCUGACAAUGAGCCAGUUAAUGAAGCGACAGCUGGAACAUCAGUCUAGCGCCCCCCAUAACAUCAGCAACUGGGACACUGAACAGAUACAGCCGGGGAAACGCCAGUGUAAUGUGCCAGUGUGCCUAAACCCUGACCUGGAGGGACAGCCGUUGAGAAUGAGAGGCGCCACUAAAUCCAGCCUGCUGUCAGCACCCAGCAUCGUGAGUAUGUUUGUGCCAGCGCCCGAAGAAUUCACAGACGAGCAGCCGACGGUGAUGACAGACAAAUGCCAUGACUGUGGGGCCAUUCUUGAGGAAUACGAUGAGGAAACCCUUGGGCUGGCCAUUGUGGUCCUCUCCACAUUCAUUCACCUAAGCCCAGACUUGGCAGCCCCGCUGUUGCUGGAUAUCAUGCAGUCCGUGGGAAGAUUGGCAUCCAGCACAACUUUUUCUAACCAAGCAGAAAGCAUGAUGGUCCCCGGCAACGCAGCAGGGGUGGCCAAGCAGUUCCUGCGCUGUAUCUUCCACCAGCUGGCUCCCAACGGCAUCCUCCCGCAGCUGUUCCAGAGCACUAUCAAAGAUGGGACUUUUUUACGGACCUUGGCCACGUCUCUGAUGGACUUCAAUGAGCUGAGCUCUAUUGCUGCUCUCAGUCAGCUCUUGGAGGGUCUAAAUAACAAAAAGAAUUUACCAGCAGGGGGUGCUAUGAUACGGUGUUUGGAAAACAUUGCUACCUUCAUGGAAGCUUUGCCCAUGGAUUCUCCUAGUAGCCUCUGGACCACAAUCAGCAACCAAUUUCAGACGUUUUUUGCCAAGCUGCCUUGUGUUUUGCCUCUGAAGUGUUCUUUAGAUUCCAGUUUGAGAAUUAUGAUUUGCCUCUUGAAGAUACCCUCUACCAAUGCCACAAGGAGUUUGUUGGAACCGUUUUCAAAACUGCUCAGCUUUGUAAUUCAGAAUGCCGUCUUCACUUUGGCCUACCUGGUGGAGGUGUGUGGCUUGUGUUACCGAGCUUUCACUAAGGAGCGGGAUAAAUUCUACCUGUCUCGUAGUGUUGUUCUAGAACUCCUUCAGGCACUGAAGCUCAAAUCUCCUUUACCGGAUACAAACCUCCUUCUGCUUGUCCAGUUUAUUUGUGCAGAUGCUGGAACCAAACUAGCUGAGUCAACGAUCCUGAGCAAGCAGAUGAUUGCCUCUGUACCUGGAUGCGGGACGGCGGCGAUGGAGUGUGUGCGACAGUACAUCAGCGAAGUGCUAGAUUUCAUGGCAGACAUGCACACGCUGACCAAGCUGAAGAGCCACAUGAAGACAUGUUCCCAGCCUCUGCAUGAGGACACCUUUGGUGGACAUCUCAAAGUGGGACUGGCUCAGAUUGCAGCCAUGGAAAUCUCACGGGGCAACCACAGAGAUAACAAAGCUGUGAUUCGCUAUCUGCCUUGGCUCUACCAUCCCCCUUCUGCAAUGCAACAAGGACCGAAAGAAUUCAUCGAGUGUGUCUCCCACAUCCGUCUGUUGUCCUGGCUGCUUCUGGGUUCCCUCACUCAUAAUGCAGUGUGUCCAAACGCCUCCUCUCCAUGCCUGCCCAUACCUCUGGAUGCAGGUUCCCACAUUGCCGACCAUCUUAUUGUUAUCCUGAUUGGAUUCCCAGAGCAAUCAAAGACCUCCGUGCUGCACAUGUGUUCCCUUUUCCACGCGUUUAUCUUUGCUCAGCUCUGGACCGUAUAUUGCGAACAAAGUGCCGUAGCUACAAAUGUCCAAAGUCAGAAUGAGUUCAGCUUCACAGCGAUACUGACGGCACUAGAGUUUUGGAGUAGGGUGACACCCAGCAUCCUUCAGCUGAUGGCCCAUAACAAAGUGAUGGUAGAAAUGGUGUGUCUCCAUGUGAUUAGUUUAAUGGAGGCAUUGCAAGAAUGCAAUUCAACAAUUUUUGUCAAGCUCAUACCCAUGUGGUUGCCAAUGAUUCAGUCAAAUAUCAAGCACUUAUCGGCGGGACUCCAGCUUCGCCUCCAGGCCAUUCAGAACAACGUGAACCACCACAGCCUCAGGACGCUGCCGGGCUCAGCCCAGAGCAGCGCCGGCCUGGCGGCCCUGCGCAAGUGGCUGCAGUGCACCCAAUUCAAAAUGGCGCAGGUGGAGAUCCAGUCCUCAGAGGCAGCCUCUCAAUUUUAUCCUCUAUGAGCGGACUCCUCGGCUCUCAGUGUCAACACUCUGGUUUAGCAAUAAUGGGUUUAAAAACAAAACAAUUUGAUCCAAGCAGGUUGGGGAACAUAUUGGUACUGUACAUUCUCUUUCUAGUUUAGUAAACGACGUGCAAAGGCCGGAGAGGGCCAAAAUGAAGCUUUCUUGCUACACAUAUUUCUGAUGACUCCUUGGGCUAUCUGAUUAAGUGUUUCCUUACAUUAUUUUUUAAAAACCAAAUCAUUUUUCUUUAACUAACUUCUAUUUUUUUUAAGAAAAAAAAAAUAGACUGGUGGGUACUCACAGAAAAGUUGUAUAAGUCCCCCUGUUGCUAUUUUUGAUGAUAGAGAAUAAAUAGGGUUUUUGAAACCUUUGUAGUGUUUUUUCUUAAAAUCCACUCUUGGCAAUGCAAUAAAAAACAAAAAACAAACAAAAACAACAACAACAACAAAAAAUAACCCGUCACCAUAAGCCAGUGACACUUGACUGAAGCUUUUUGUCAUUAUCCUGGGAAAAGUGGCAGCUUGUAAGGACCAUUACAAAGUGCACUUAGAAAUUAGGUGGUUAAACUGUGCCAAUUGUUUUCUUUGUUUUAUAAUAUCAUUUUCCAGAA